Choloepus didactylus (southern two-toed sloth) is the source of this 7738-nucleotide messenger RNA. RefSeq names its product PHD finger protein 21A (gene PHF21A). NCBI's taxonomy places the organism in Eukaryota, Metazoa, Chordata, Mammalia, Pilosa, Megalonychidae. The transcript is spliced from 19 exons. Gene Ontology annotation, biological process: negative regulation of transcription by RNA polymerase II. The record is from RefSeq and is a predicted model, not a curated record. Gene Ontology annotation, cellular component: histone deacetylase complex. Gene Ontology annotation, molecular function: chromatin binding. Bases 1007 to 3076 code for a protein of 689 amino acids.
UGGAAUCUACGUUAUGGGCUUAAAACUAGCUUUUUGGGGGCCACAUAAAAUAUCUUCAGAAUGCAUUUAAAAUCCCAAGACAUAUUUUUCAAUGACAAAGAGGAAAUUUUUAAGUGCAGUUACAAUCGUGUUUAUCAACAAAAUUUCUGUGCUUAAAACUUCUGUGGAUGUACAACUCUCCUUAAAGUGAAGAGCAUAGUAAUAGUGCAGGAAAUUCUCAAAACAAAAACUUCUGGCUAACAUGUUAAAAAUAUUCCAAGUGCUUUUCUUUACAUCAGACUUUUGCUUUUGUCAACAUAAUAGCAUUUGCAAUUUAACUGGCAUUGCUUGGCUGGCCUUAUAAUAAGAUCAAAAGCAUGAGUGCUGUUGAAGUCUUUUUAACUUAGUUGUUAGUAAAUUUUGCAAGAUUUAAGCAUGUUGCACUUUGGAUUCAGGCAAGUCUUUAUGGAACUGGAAUAGUAAUAGAUUGAAAAAGACGCCUGCUUAUACCAAAUUUUAUUUUUGAGAGGUGUAAGUGAUAGACGGGGCCCUAUUUCUUUUAGCUUUGAAGGGUCCAUCCUUUUUCCUAUUUAGUCAUCUGGAAGGAGCUGCCUCAGAAAUAUUCUUCUUCUGCUUACAUGAAGAGCUCUAAAUGCUACCCAGCAGGAGGUGCUACAGCAAGAAAAAGCAAAUCUGAAUUUUGAGGGUCUUGCCACUUAUUACAGCUCUACUUAGCUUCAGCUGAGCAACAGGAUUAACACCUUAAAGUUCCAGAAAGAUUUUGAGGGCUAGAGAGCUGAAGGAGAGCCAGUUUCCCCAAAAUUGGACUUCUCAGAACCUUUAAUAUGCUAAUGUGCAUUGUGAAUCUCCAAGAGGGGGAUAUGAUAUGCAGCAUUCUUGAAUACUUCUAAUGACAGGGAGCCCACUACCUCAUAAGCUGCAGUGAGAAGAGGAGUUUGUUAUUUUAAACAGAGGCUGAAGGAACUAUAGAAUUCGCAGAUAUAAGAGAAAGUGGAGAAGGUAGAGGAUGGAGUUGCAGACUCUACAGGAGGCUCUUAAAGUGGAAAUUCAGGUUCACCAGAAACUUGUUGCACAAAUGAAACAAGAUCCACAGAUAUUUUUUCUUUCCAAUCAGAAUGCUGAUUUAAAGAAACAGCUUCAUGAACUCCAAGCCAAAAUCACAGCUUUGAGUGAGAAACAGAAAAGAGUGGUUGAACAGCUACGGAAGAACCUGAUAGUAAAACAGGAACAACCUGACAAGUUUCAAAUACAGCCAUUGCCACAAUCUGAAAACAAACUACAAACAGCACAGCAGCAACCACUACAGCAACUACAGCAACAGCAGCAGUACCACCACCACCAUGCACCACAGUCGGCUGCACCCUCUCCCAACUUAACCGCUUCACAGAAGACUGUAACUACAGCUUCUAUGAUUACCACAAAGACACUACCUCUCGUCUUGAAAGCAGCAACUGCGACCAUGCCUGCCUCUGUUGUGGGCCAGAGACCUACCAUUGCUAUGGUGACCGCCAUCAACAGUCAGAAGGCUGUGCUUAACACUGACGUGCAGAACACACCAGUCAACCUCCAGACAUCUAAUAAGGUCACUGGGCCUGGGGCAGAGGCUGUCCAAAUUGUGGCAAAAAACACAGUCACUCUGGUUCAGGCAACACCUCCUCAGCCCAUCAAAGUUCCACAGUUUAUCCCCCCUCCCAGACUCACUCCACGUCCAAACUUUCUUCCACAGGUUCGACCCAAGCCUGUGGCACAGAAUAACAUUCCUAUUGCCCCAGCACCUCCUCCCAUGCUUGCAGCUCCUCAACUUAUCCAGAGACCUGUCAUGCUGACCAAGUUCACUCCCACGACCCUCCCCACAUCCCAGAAUUCCAUCCACCCUGUCCGUGUCGUCAAUGGGCAGACUGCAACCAUAGCCAAAACGUUCCCCAUGGCCCAGCUCACCAGCAUUGUGAUAGCUACUCCAGGGACCAGACUCACUGGACCUCAAACUGUACAGCUUAGCAAGCCAAGCCUUGAAAAACAGACAAUUAAAUCCCACACAGAAACAGAGGAGAAACAAACAGAGAGCCGUACCAUCACCCCACCUGCUGCACCCAAACCAAAACGAGAAGAGAACCCUCAGAAACUUGCCUUCAUGGUGUCUCUAGGGUUGGUAACACAUGACCAUCUAGAAGAAAUCCAAAGCAAGAGGCAAGAGCGAAAAAGAAGAACAACAGCAAAUCCAGUAUACAGUGGAGCAGUCUUUGAGCCAGAGCGUAAGAAGAGUGCCGUCACAUACCUGAACAGCACAAUGCAUCCUGGGACCCGGAAGAGAGGUCGUCCUCCAAAAUACAAUGCAGUGCUGGGGUUUGGAGCCCUUACCCCAACAUCCCCCCCAUCCAGUCAUCCUGACUCCCCUGAAAAUGAAAAGACAGAGACCACAUUCAUUUUCCCUGCACCUGUUCAGCCUGUGUCCCUGCCCAGCCCCACCUCCACAGACGGUGAUAUCCAUGAGGAUUUUUGCAGUGUUUGCAGAAAAAGUGGCCAGUUGCUGAUGUGUGAUACAUGUUCCCGUGUAUAUCAUCUGGACUGCUUAGACCCUCCUCUGAAAACAAUUCCCAAGGGCAUGUGGAUCUGUCCCAGAUGUCAGGACCAGAUGCUGAAAAAGGAAGAAGCAAUUCCAUGGCCUGGCACUUUAGCAAUUGUUCAUUCCUAUAUUGCCUACAAAGCAGCAAAAGAAGAAGAGAAACAGAAGUUACUUAAAUGGAGUUCAGAUCUAAAACAAGAACGAGAACUAUUAGAGCAGAAGGUGAAACAGCUCAGCAAUUCUAUAAGUAAAUGCAUGGAAAUGAAGAACACCAUCCUGGCACGGCAGAAGGAGAUGCACAGCUCCCUGGAGAAAGUAAAACAGCUGAUCCGCCUCAUCCACGGCAUUGACCUCUCCAAACCUGUAGACUCUGAGGCCACUGUGGGGGCCAUCUCCAAUGGCCCAGACUGCACCCCCCCUACCAAUGCCGCCACCUCUACGCUGGUCCCUUCCCCCACCCCCUCCUCCCAGAGCUGCACAGUGAACUGUAACCAGGGGGAAGAGACUAAAUAACAGAACCCCGCUAGGAGAAGCCUCGGAAUCCCGGUGGCAAGGAGGAGCAAAAUACUGAAGACUCUAAAAAAGCAAAGCCGGAUUUCUUCUGGAAAGUACAGAAUUCUUUUGGUUCUUUGGUUCCAGAGAGAGAGAAGAUGCUUGUGCCAGGUGGCACCAGAGUUUGCCAAUUGAUCCUUCUUAUUCUGUGUGUACAUGCAAAGAUUGGACCAUGUUACAUGAAAUAGUGCCAGCUGGAGGUUCUUUGCCAGCACCAUGCCAAGUGAAAUAAUAUAUUUACUCUCUCUAUUAUACACCAGUGUGUGCCUGCAGCAGCCUCCACAGCCAGGAUGGGUUUUUUGUUUUGUUUUUUUUUCCCUUGGGUGGGGAGCAGGGAUGGGCGGAGGGAGGAGAGCAGGUUUCAGAUCCCUAUUUGCCAAGCUGUUUGUUUAGGUAGAGAAGACAAGUCCAAAGAAUGUGUGGGCUUUCCUGUUUCCAAACUUGCAGUACUAUAAAACCAAAAAAAGGAAAUUGAGAUUGAACCAAUCCCAGUGCCCAGAAGAGGUAUGGGGAGGGGAUGGGAGGGAGCAAGGGGUGGGGAAAGUCUAUCAAAUGAGCAGUAUUUCAUAUUGUCUGGAGUGGGCGGAGUGCAAGGCGAGAUACACACCAAGACUGGCCACUAGGUCCUUCUCCCAGAGCACUCCGCUACCCUACAUGGGCACCCCCGCCACUCCCGAAGCCUCGUGCCAGUCCCAGUCCUUCCCUCCUCUGGUGAAUUGGCACACAUCCCUGGAGAUGAUCUGGUCAAGUUCCCUCUCCAAGAACAAGCAGAGCCUGGGGCCUCAGCUGGCCCCUGCCCAUGGCAGGGAAAAAGGCUGUUGGGUGUCAAGGAAGGAAAAAAGGUGGGUCAGUGAUUUUACUUGAAAACAAGCUCCAUCCCUUUUCUAUAUUUAUAAGAAGAGAAGAUCCUGAGCAAAGCAGCAUGUGACCCAGGUGUGUGUGAAUCGAAUGUUUCUUUUCUCUCUCUUUUUUUUUUUUUAUUUUUGUUUUCUUUUCUCUUUAAAAAAAGUUUUAUUUUGUUGUUUAUUUUACUUUUUUGGUAACAAAAACUAAAAUAAGGAAUAGAAAAGCUGUUUUUCAGGCUGACAGUCCAAUUAAGGGUAGUUGAGACCUUGCAUGGUAGAAUAGGAAUCAUAGUGUCAGUGAGGUCCAGUGAGUCUUUGUGAGUCCUUGUGUCAUCGUUUGGGGCACUUUUUUUAUGCAAGGGCAAAAAUCUUUGUAUCUGGGGAAAACAACAACAACUUUUUUUUAAAUUAAAAGGAAAAUAAAAGAUAUUGAGGUCUUCCUAGUGUUACUUAAAUUAAGAUGAAGGUAAGAAACAUUGUAAAAAAACAAAUUACACAAGUGCUAUUUGUUUCCUAAAAACAGUGAUUUCUAUUAAAAAAAGGUGUCAGAACUGGAGAAAAUGCUGUGUAGUUAUAAUUUUUUAGCACAGAACCUACUGAUUAUGAUGACAUUUUGCUGUGUUUGUGUCUCAAGACUGGUGGGCUAGUCUCCACAAUUCUGUCCUAAAGAUGGCUGCAGCCCUAAAGUGCAGGGGUGGAACUCUCCCCACCAUUCUCCCCUUCUCAGAAAAGACUGUCCUCUCUUCUUGGUGCAGGGAUCUUGUCACAUUCUCCUGUUUCUGAAGCCCAGAUGGAAUGUGGAUGGAAUCAGGGCCCUACCCAUUGUCUCCUCUGUCCAAUAGAUUUUGCUAGCGCAAAAGGCUGGUGCCUAAAUAAGAUCCUUUCCUUUGGUGCUGCUCUUGGUCUUUCAGCCACCAGCAUUAUGAGUGCCUGGGGGACAACUUCGAGGGACAUGGCCACUAAAACUCAGUGGUGCCCAUGCACCCUGCUCUUGGAGGGGGAGAAGGGGAGAGGGGGCAGACUGACUGCAUCAGCUCUUGGUGCUUAGAAAGGAGGAGCAAGCUGAGUUGUCUUUUGAGGGUACAUGGUGUCCCUGGGAGAGAGAGCCCAAGGUGGCCUUUGUGUCCUCUUGACUUGAAGCGAGGUCUGAAGCUCCAGCCACUUUCUCUGCCUGCAGGGCACCAGAGAUGGAACUUACUCCACUCUGUCCACCCAUACGCUUCCUGGGUAACUUCUGGCUAGGAUCUCUGUGCUUGCCUUUGCUUGGCCCAUCAUGGCCUCCUUCCUUUUUAAGAAAACCUUGGUUCUAUCAUCUUGCCUUGGAGGAAAUAAAUUUUGUCAGAAAUGUGCUCCUGCUGGAGACCUUUACCCCAUCUAUGACAGGAGGGAGGCAGAGACUUGGCACCCUUGUCCUAAGGGAGCAUCUCCCCGAAGUCUGCCUCACACCCAGCAGUGCCCAGAGUCUAGGAGUGGCAGAAACAGUCCCAUUAGCUUCUCCCCCAGCCAGUUAGACCCAGGCAGACAAAGAUGGAUCCUGAAAGCAAAUGCAACCAAGAAAGACACAAGAGUAAAACGUGUCUCAUCCAUACCAGCCAUUUCUGUUCAUCCUCCUUGGGAUAUUUAGAAGAGGGAAUUAAGAGCUUGGCUACAGAGGUCUCAAAGUCAGGCUCUUGCUGCUAGGUUGGAUGAGGGGGACAGAGAGGAGACAGACCCCUUCUCAUUCAGAAACCAAGGUGCUAUGCCUAGCCAUUUUUAUUUGGGAGCUGCCUGGACUAGGAGGAAUAGUUGGCCGAGGUUCAGAGACCAGCUGCAGGCUGCAUGCCCAUUAGAGUGCUUCCGUUUGACUUGUUUGGACGCAUAGGCUGGGGGGUGCCGUGCAGUGCCUAUCUUUGCUUGAAAGAAGUUGGGAAGCUCUCGUUACUAGAAGUCUUGGCUCAGUGGGGAGCUGCCUGAGGCCUCUCAGGGUCUCUGGUGGGGCUAGGAACUGACCAGUGUUUUGUCUGCUGUUUUGAACAAUCAAAUUCUGACCUUGCCUGAGCAAGACAGAUUGGGAUACGGAUUCUUCCCAAAGUCAGAUAUGAGGUGUUUUGUAACUUGGCUAGCAUGGAGUACAAGAUGCAACUCUGCCUCAAACCCAUAUUCUGGACUCCAGAAAAAUCAGUUAACUACAGAAAAGAGGCCCUGGUCACUCCUAUUGCUUCACUGCCUCCCCCCACCCCCAGACCUGUGGAUGACUGUGAUCCCCAAGACGUACAACUCAUGAUACUGCCCCCACAGCUGCCUCUCGUUCCUUCCGCUCCUUCCCUUUUGCUGCUCUUUCCUAAGACCCCAGUGUUGAGCUGCUCUUCCAGGUGCCUGGUGCCAGCCAGACACGUAUCUGAGACCAACUAGCUUUGCAGUCACUUCAAAGGCCAGGGAGAGGCUACACUGGAAAGGAGCUGCCUGCAGGGCCCUUGACCAGAAGUCCCCUUGUCAUUUUCUGUGGCUCAGGCACUGGGGCCUGAAGGCAGUGAGGUCACGUUGCUGUCAUCUGCGCCUCUCAUAUUCUUGUUGCCCGCGGGUCCUUUUUCUUUCAUGGAUCCUGCCUGCUGGGUCUUGUCUCUGCUGAGCUCAUCCAGAGUUACGAUUUCUUCCUUCCUUAUCAGGCCCUUUGGGCAACCCAGCUCAGAGUAGCCUUCAGGGAACCGUACCUGUGUGGGGCUGCCUCUAGCUGGCACCAUCUGUGUGCCCAGAUUCCCUGCAGGGCCUGCCUCUCUGUCCCUGUUUUUUCACCACCUGUCUGAAGUUCUUGGGUCUGGCUCAGUGGGUGAUAUGAAUGGGUUUGCACACAGUUCUUCUGACCUAGCAGCUCCCUCCAGGCCUUUCCCAGGAGGGUGGCCAUAUUUCCAGACCAUCUCAAGCUCUGCAUGUACAAUUGCCUCUCCAGCCAUCUCUCAUACUUAAUCUCUGGCACCAUCAGAGCCUCCCUGGGCUCUCCCCUCAAUUCCAACUCACACACUCUUAAGUGGUUUCUCCCUUCACUCCCUUUUAGGGUGUGGCCUCUCAUCCAUCCAAAGGGCUUAAUUUAGGAGCCUUUUACUCCAGGGGCAAAAGGCUGUCUGUUGGUAGCCUAGGUUUUUUCCCAGCCCUCAGUUUUCCAGAUCCUAUGGUUCAUGUUGGAUGGAGGCACCUUAACUCUGUAACUGCCUGACUGUGGGCCUCACCCCACCCCUCAGCUGGGCACUUUUGGCAGGAAACAGGAGUCCCAUUCUCACUUGAUUUAUCACCUCCUGCUUGUCAGCUCCUCUCCAAGUGGCAUGUCCGUGGCCCCUGGGAAGAUUCUUCUCUGGCCCUCCCACCAGCUAAGUGAAGGGGAGGAAGCCCCUCCAGAGAGCCAGGGUGGGAACUCUUAAAAUUAGCUCUUGUAAGGGGAGGGCAGUGCUCAUGGACUUUGUUUGGCAGCCCCCACCCCAGCCCCAGCCUGGCCCACAAAGUCCCUUCCUCCCUGAGGGCCCCAUCCCCACCCCCACCACAACCUUUAGCCCCUGCACCCUGUCUCCAGUGUCACUGCAUCCUUUGCCCGGGGUUAGCUGCAGUUGGGCAGGGCAGGACGGGGCAAGGCAGAGGUCAGCAAGCUCCAGGUAGAAGAGCCAGCUAGCCCCCAAUCCUGUCUCUCUUGUCCACACCCUUUGUGAUUUCAGUCUUAGUAGAACUUGUAUUUGGAGUUUCGUGCUUCAAAAUUUUUGUUUUUGUUUGUUUGGUUUUUGUUUGGAGGGGGUGGGGGUGGGGGAAACAGAGC